GGAACUCAAGAAAAACUCGUGCAGCAUAAAAUGGCCAAUGAUAAUGUGUAACUGUGUCACGUGUAAUGUAUUAAAUCUGUUAGUAAAAGGAUAUAUAGUUCGUGUUUACUUAUUCAUUCAAUCAUUCACUAAGCAGAUUUUAAAAGUAUGACAUCAUUGUUUGGACUUCCUCGAAAUGUGUUGGCUAAUCUGUCAGAUACAAGUGAGGUCGUUGCUAGGGGAGAAGACGAGGUGGAGAAGUUGAAAGUAGUUGGUGGGAAGCCGCUCGGUGACAGUGGGAGCAUACUGGACUUUUUCAACAAAGAUAUAACUGAUGCCGCUCGAGAUGAAGUCUUGUUUACCAUGGUAGCUCAACUUUAUACUAUUAUACCAGUCAUUGUUAUCAUUCUAUGUCAAAUUGGGUUUGCUAUGGUACAGAGCGGAGCUUCACGGGUAGAAAGUGCGGCGGUACCAUUUGUAACAAAUAUUCUAGUUUCAGUUACAUCAAGUUUGUCAUUCUGGGCAGUUGGAUAUGCCCUGUCAAGAUCGGAAGGUCUAACGGCCCUGGGAUAUCACCAUUGGUUUAGUCACGAUUUCGAACAGGAACUCUCUGUUGAUUGGCUAUUGCAGUUCAGCCUCGUUCUAACCACUGCUAACAUUGCGACAUCUGGCGGUCUAGAAAGAUGUCCGAUUUACGUUUACUGUUUACUUUCACCCAUUAUAGCAGGGGUCGCAGCUUCUCUGUCAGGCCGAUGGGCGUGGCAUCAUAACAGCUGGACGAUUUCACAUUGCCCGUUUGAAGGAGUUUCUUAUAAGGACCAGGGCGGAAGUGGUGUCAUCCACAUGGUCGGUGGAUCCUCGGCACUGGUAUUGUCCCUUAUGCUCGGACCUAGGUACAGUCGAAUUAGGGACACGAGGUCUAAAAUACUGUUUAACGAUCUUGAUGGACACUCACUGCCGCUCGAGAUUAUUGGAUGGUACUUUAAUGUCAUCUGCUACAUUUGCUGUAACUUCGUUCGUCUGACAUCCACGUGCAUCAAGUGUCAUUCAAUAAGUUAUGUCGUGGCACAUGCUCUUGUAAACAGUGUGAUAGCAGCUUCAUCCGCGUGUCUGGGAACAUAUGUAUUUAUAUCUAUCAUGAAGUCUUUGAUGGGUAGAAUACGCUUUCAUUAUCUUUUAUCAAGGCAACUUGCUAACGGAGUCAUUAUUGGAAUUAUUUCAGUUGCCGCCGGAAGUGACGUAUAUGCGCACUGGGCUUCGUUUGUUGUUGGUAUUACAGCGGCUAUAACUUAUGUGAUCUGGUGCCAGUUAUUAUAUUUUUUCAGAAUAGACGAUCCUACAGGCGUCAUAGCUGUACAUUUGGGCGGUGGUCUGUGGGGAGUUAUAUGUGUCAACAUACUGAGGGAGGGUAAUGGACUAGUUUUUGCAGAUAACACAUCAACCGCUGCAUUGGCAAUAUUAUGGAACGUCAUUAUCGCCCUUACAAUGGCAACACUCUCAGCACUGUUGACAUGCGCUGUGUUACUGAUUCCAAGAGGCUUAGACCUGGUACCUAUCAAACAUGGACAGGAGAUACAAGGUAUAGAUAUGGUAUUCCUGCAACAACAAGCAUAUCCUAUAGUGAUGACAUUGUUACACCAUUUACAACAGAUGUUAUUGAAGAUCGUGAAGGAUUUAUAGAUUCAUAUCCUACGUCACCGCAGACGAUAAACAUGACAUCACCAUCUUCCAAUACAUUUUCAGGUUUGAAUCUUCAGGAGCUACCUGCACAUUAUGAUAUCCAAAACCCGUAUCACAAGUUGGACGUAGAUUUAAGAUCGAUGCCGUCAUUUAUACAUUCCCCCGGGGAUUCAGACCGACGUGUAUGGUUCAGUGGUGACUCGCUACGUGACCAGGUGGCUCCAAUGACUCCUAUCAUAGACUACCAUACACGAGACGCCGACCGUUGGGAAGACAUUAGUUUUAAGCUUUGUAGCUGCUUAUACUUAGUUUAAAGC
Molecule: messenger RNA, 1976 nt
Organism: Ruditapes philippinarum (Manila clam)
Lineage: Eukaryota; Metazoa; Mollusca; Bivalvia; Venerida; Veneridae
Product: putative ammonium transporter 1
Exons: 15
Coding region: 148-1659 (503 amino acids)
Biological process (GO): ammonium transmembrane transport; ammonium homeostasis
Cellular component (GO): membrane
Molecular function (GO): ammonium channel activity
Source: RefSeq, a predicted model, not a curated record